ACCAGUCAAACCACACUUAUCAACUGUUAUCAACACUUAUUCAAUAUAUCAUACACAAUAUAUUAUUUUAAAAGUGUUGUGAUUUGUGAUUGUACUUAGUGUUGUGACAUCAUGGCUCCAUUGGCAUCACGAUCCGUUAUUUGGAGAUCCUUUACAAAAGUAUCAAAGGAACUUUCACAAUGCAAAAUUUGUUCAAAAAAAUUGAAAACGUCUGGAAAUACUUCUAACUUGAAGAAUCAUCUCAAACAAAAACAUACAAAUGUUUAUGAACAAUUGUUCUGUAAUGAAGAGGACGAAGCUCCGGCAAAGAAAAUAAAACAUUCCCGUACUGAAACAAAGGAAAGUAUUGCCACAGAUAUAAAUGACAGGCCCCUUUCUCCAUCAUCUACAAUAACGCUUCAAUCUGAAGGGAAUCUAUCAAGUAGUGGGGUGGUUGUUGAAGAGCAUUUGGCUUCUCUUGAAAUGAUUGAUUCUACUCCCAGUACUAGUGGUACUAGAUGCUCAAUAGAAACUAGUUUCAUACAGCCAACAAUUACAAAAGUAAUAAAAGAUGUUCGUUCAUUCUCUGAUGGCGGUUCUAAAAAUAUAAAAAAUAACGCAAGCUGCAAAGGAUUUGUUAAUUUAAUGAAAGAAUUGGCCCCUAUGUAUAGAGUUCCAACUAGAAAUACUAUAAAAGAUAGAGUCGAUAAACAGUUUGAGGUCAUGUCAGGGGGCAUUCAAAACCAUGAUAAAGAAUAUAAACCAUUUUACUCUACUUUAGGAGUUAGUGAACUGGAUGAAUCACAUACUGCAGGAUAUAUUUCAUCAAUAUUGGCUAGUUGUUUAAACGAAUGGGACAUUGACAUGGAAAAAGUAGUUGCCAUUGUAACAGACAAUGGUGCAAAUAUGGUGAAAGCCGCGCAGGAUUUAGUGGGAAAACAAAAGCACGUACCAUGUUUUGCCCAUACAUUAAACUUGCUUUGUGAAAAUGCUGUAAAAAAUACAGCAAACUUGUUAGCCUUAAUUGAAAAAGUAGUAGGGACUUCCUCGAAGGAAAUUGUUUAA
Molecule: messenger RNA, 1044 nt
Organism: Sitophilus oryzae (rice weevil)
Lineage: Eukaryota; Metazoa; Arthropoda; Insecta; Coleoptera; Curculionidae
Exons: 5
Coding region: 112-1044 (310 amino acids)
Molecular function (GO): DNA binding
Source: RefSeq, a predicted model, not a curated record